UCGAGUUUUUCCACAUCGGUCACCAAUGGCCUUGAUCGUGACCGUCGACGUUGUUGUGACCUUAAAGUUCAUCAAAAUACUGCAAGUUGAAGAUCAACGAUCAGGUGAAGGAGACGAAGUCAACGAGAAGUCGCAUCGACUCUCCAUUAAUUCCGGCGAUUUCAGCAGCUCUCAGUCGGCUCCGCCAUUAAAAUCAGAGAAUGAACAAACCCUUAACUCGGGCCGUUAUCUUUGGCAUCUGGUUGGCUUUUAAUGGAGUCGAUGCAGCCUCAAAUCAGCCCUACAGAACAGGUUUUCACUUCCAGCCUCCUAAAAAUUGGAUGAACGAUCCCAAUGGACCAAUGUAUUACAAGGGAGUUUAUCAUCUGUUCUAUCAGUAUAAUCCUUAUAGUGCAAUUUGGGGAAACAUUACAUGGGCCCAUUCAAUUUCAUAUGAUCUUGUAGAUUGGAUCCAUUUAGAACAUGCUAUUUCUCCAACUGAACCCUAUGAAGCCAAUGGUUGUUGGUCUGGUUCUGCAACAAUUCUUCUUGAUGGAAAACCUUCCAUCUUAUACACUGGAGCCAACUCUAAGAAUCAGCAAUUUCAAAAUCUAGCUGUGCCCAAGAAUCCAUCAGAUCCUUUACUGAAGGAAUGGAUUAAAUCACCUCAUAAUCCUCUGAUUUCCCCUGUUGAUGACAUUGAUCCUUUGAACUUUAGGGACCCUACCACUGCUUGGCUUGGCCCAGACAGGUUAUGGAGGAUCAUUGUUGGAGGGGAGAUUGGUGGUCAAGGAUUGGCGGUUUUGUAUCGUAGUGAAGAUUUUGUCAAUUGGACUCGGGGUAAGACUCCGCUUCAUACGUCGAACAAAACUGGGAUGUGGGAGUGCCCGGAUUUUUAUCCAGUGAGUAUCAAUGGCAGUAAUGGACUUGACACCUCUGUUCUAGAUGGGUUAAUCAAACAUGUGCUCAAGGCGAGCUUUAAUAAUAAUGAUCACUAUGUACUGGGGAGAUACACUCCUGAAACAGAUACAUUUUCGGUUGAGACUAACUUCUUGAGCAAUGGCUCGGAUAUGCGAUACGAUUAUGGGAAAUUCUAUGCUUCGAAAUCGUUUUAUGAUAGUGAUAAAAAGAGAAGAAUACUGUGGGGAUGGAUAUUGGAAUCAGACAGUGAAGUUGAUGAUAUUAGCAAAGGAUGGUCUGGCCUUCAGUCAAUUCCUAGAAGUAUAUUACUUGAUGAAUCUGGAAAACAAUUAUUACUAUGGCCAAUUAAAGAAAUUGAGAAACUACGUACAAAGCAAGUGAGUUUUGAUGAUAUGGACCUCAAAAGUGGCUCAGUAUUUGAAGUCCCGGGCAUUAUGGCCGCACAGGCCGAUAUCGAGGUUUCAUUCCGCUUAUCGGGUCUUAAAAAAGCAGAAGAGAUGAAUACGAGUUGGGUUGAUCCACAAUUGCUCUGUAAGGAAAAGAAAGCAUCAAUGAAUGGCACGAUUGGACCAUUUGGGCUGCUGGUUUUAGCUUCUAAGAAUUUGGAAGAACAAACUGCAGUCUACUUCCGAGUAUUCCGAAAGCAAUACGAGAAAUAUGUCGUGCUCAUGUGCAGUGAUCAAAGCAGAUCUUCCUUGCAGGAAGGGCUUGAGAAAACAACUUAUGGAGCAUUCGUUGACAUAGAUCCUGUUCAUGAAACGAUAUCUUUGAGAAGCCUGAUAGACCAUUCAAUAGUGGAAAGUUUUGGUGGAAAUGGGAAAGCCUGCAUCACUGCAAGAGUGUAUCCAAAGCUGGCCAUCAACCAAGACGCCCAUCUUUAUGCAUUCAACAACGGAACAAUGGAUGUAAGAAUCUCAAAGCUAAGUGGUUGGAGCAUGAAGAGAGCACAGAUCGUUCCCAUCCAAAAGAGAAGAAAACCCUCCAUCACUUGAUAUCAAACUCCAAACUCUAGGUACCAUUUGAACCUCCACUGCAAACUCUGAUUUAUUUACUUGUUUACAGAAAGUUAGAAUGAUUAAAAGACUUGAUAGAAGUGCAAUAGCGAACCAAGAAAUUGGUAUAUUUGUUAUUUGGUGUUUCCAGUAGUCAAAAAAGUAAAGAACACAA
Molecule: messenger RNA, 2067 nt
Organism: Cucurbita moschata (crookneck pumpkin)
Lineage: Eukaryota; Viridiplantae; Streptophyta; Magnoliopsida; Cucurbitales; Cucurbitaceae
Product: beta-fructofuranosidase, insoluble isoenzyme CWINV1-like
Exons: 7
Coding region: 201-1892 (563 amino acids)
Biological process (GO): carbohydrate metabolic process
Molecular function (GO): hydrolase activity, hydrolyzing O-glycosyl compounds
Source: RefSeq, a predicted model, not a curated record